Messenger RNA from Gastrolobium bilobum, 616 nucleotides. RefSeq names its product NADH dehydrogenase [ubiquinone] iron-sulfur protein 6, mitochondrial. The coding region runs from base 94 to 399 and encodes 101 amino acids. Lineage: Eukaryota; Viridiplantae; Streptophyta; Magnoliopsida; Fabales; Fabaceae. Gene Ontology annotation, biological process: mitochondrial electron transport, NADH to ubiquinone. The record is from RefSeq and is a predicted model, not a curated record. The transcript has 3 exons.
UGAGUCGGAGGGUGUGGGUUUCAAAGUCUCAAACACUGCAAUUCAUUCCCUUUCCCCGUUUGAUUCGCUGAUCUGAAUUUAAGUUGUUGUGAGAUGGCGUCGAGUGUUUUGAGGAGUCUCAUCAGAUUUUCAUCAUCGAAGACCACACGAAGUUUCAGCCUCGUAAGCACUCAAAUCGGCGAGCACACCGCCAAGUGGAUGCAGGAUACAAGCAAGAAAUCUCCAAUGGAGCUGAUUAAUGAAGUUCCACCUAUCAAGGUUGAAGGCAGGAUAGUUGCUUGUGAAGGAGAUAACGAUCCCGCCCUUGGACAUCCAAUUGAAUAUAUAUGCCUUGACUUGUCCGAGCCAGCUAUUUGCAAAUAUUGUGGCUUGCGUUAUGUUCAGGAUCAUCACCAUUAGGACAUGCUAUCUACAAGUGUUCUGGUGUGCAUUCAGGGAAUUACUGUUGAGCGUCAUUGCUGUGUUUUUGGAUACAUUAUUUUCUGACUAAAUCAUGAUGUGACAAAUAUACUUUGUUACAAUUUGCUAAAUAAGAAUAUGACAAGAUUGUUCAUGUUACCAUCUGCUAGUGAUGGGGUGUUAUAUUGUUAUGUGCAGAGCUAGUAAUUUGUACGUA